This is a messenger RNA of Daldinia decipiens, 1001 nucleotides long. Its product is annotated as Pre-mRNA-splicing factor SPF27. The coding region runs from base 235 to 858 and encodes 207 amino acids. Gene Ontology annotation, cellular component: Prp19 complex; catalytic step 2 spliceosome; precatalytic spliceosome. The record is from RefSeq and is a predicted model, not a curated record. Gene Ontology annotation, biological process: mRNA processing. Lineage: Eukaryota; Fungi; Ascomycota; Sordariomycetes; Xylariales; Hypoxylaceae. The transcript is spliced from 2 exons.
CCCAUUGCGACCGUUUUUCGCCUUUGCCGGUUCCCGCUGCGCUAAACGCAAAACAGCUGCUGGCACCUGCGCGUUUUGAUAGCGAUAGCGAUAUCAAAAUUCCCGUUCCCGUUCGCAAUCGCGUUCUUUUACGUCCUAUUCGCGGUAUUCAAUUAGCGACAGACCAGACAGACAGAUAUAAUUGACACCCAUACGUUAGUCUAUUAUUAACUCUAAGAGCUCGACGUAUCCACCAUGUCCUUCUCCGUCCGCACUACGAUCCAUGAGUCUCUCCCUUACGUCGACCCCGAACCCACGCCAGCCGAGCGCGCAGCCGCUGAAUCCCUAAUCGCCCAAGAACAGCAAUUCUCCGACUCUCCGGCUCCCUCCAACCUCCCCCCAGUCCCCUCCCCAAAUUUCACCCCCGCCAUAACCGGCGAACUCGCACGCAUCGCCUCUAAGCAACCCCUACGCGCAAUCGAUCUAACCCGGUAUGAAGCCAGCGACAUCGACUCCUCCACAUCCUCUGACCCCUCACAUUUACAAACCGAACUCUCGCGGGCUUACACCGCAGCCACAUACCUAUCCGGCCGACACACACAUCUACAGCUUCUAGACAGCUUCGGCAAGAACGCCUGGUUAGUCGGAAACUGGCAACUAGAAGCCGAGCUGCGGGAUUUGGAGCGAGAACUCGACGCCGCUAAGAAGGAGAUCGACGUCGUUAAUAUUCAACGGAAGCGUGUCCAAGAUGAGGUUGGCGGCGAGCUGAAAGGGCUCGACGAGGCUUGGAGACGAGGUAUCGGUAAGGUGCUCGAGACCGAGAUUGCUACCGAAGGAUUGAGGCAGCAGGUUUUGGAAAGGCAAAGAGGUAGCGCGUGAAACUAUUGCUAGAUUGAGUAUUACAUGGAAGAAAAGAAGACAAGGAAAGGAUCCUGGGUAAUGCGGGCCGGGAGACGGCGUUACGGUUGAAAUUUGAGGAAACGUGGUACCAACUCAUAACAGAAUCACGAUACCAGCUUAGG